This is a messenger RNA of Australozyma saopauloensis, 1806 nucleotides long. RefSeq lists its product as uncharacterized. Gene Ontology annotation, molecular function: DNA binding; crossover junction DNA endonuclease activity; 3'-flap endonuclease activity. The record is from RefSeq and is a predicted model, not a curated record. The transcript has a single exon. NCBI's taxonomy places the organism in Eukaryota, Fungi, Ascomycota, Pichiomycetes, Serinales, Metschnikowiaceae. The coding region runs from base 1 to 1806 and encodes 601 amino acids. Gene Ontology annotation, cellular component: nucleus; Holliday junction resolvase complex. Gene Ontology annotation, biological process: mitotic intra-S DNA damage checkpoint signaling; resolution of meiotic recombination intermediates; double-strand break repair via break-induced replication.
AUGUCUCUGGAUCAAAGCAAUUUGAACCUCAAUGAACUCUUCGUAACAUGGCUCUCCGAAGAGGUAGAAGCCCUCGCAUCAAAGAGAUCCAGGAUGUUCCAUGCUUACAAAAAAGCUGCUGACAGAUUGAGCGCAUAUCCGGAACAGAUCACCACUCCCAAACAGUUGAAGAGCGUGUCAUUUGUGGGAGAAAAGAUAUUUCUUAUACUCUGCUCGCGUCUCCAGAAGCACUGCGAACAGAAUUCGGUAGAUAUUCCGGCCCUGUUUGGGAAUUAUGUAUCACUCACCAGAAAUGAGAAGAGGCCAUUGCAGUUGGAUGAAGAGAAGGCGAAAAAGACAAGACGCACAAACAAAUGGAUCCCGAAAAGGCGUUCUGGUGGCUGGGCCAUCCUCGUAGCUCUUUGUAAAAAUCAGCAUGUGUCUGGCUUGUGCAAAGAAGAUCUAAUAGCGGCGGCUACGCCAUACUGCGAUGGAUCGUUCACUUCAAAUCCUGCUGCGCGAGAUUUUUACUCAGCGUGGGAUAGCAUUAAAACGCUUCUCAAUCGUGAAUACGUCUAUUGCCGUGGAAGACCGAAGAUCUAUCUGAUUACAGAGACUGGACUUCAGAUGGCUCAAGGAAUACUUCUCCAAGAGGGCCUAGAUUUUGAGACGAACCUGCCAGAGAGACCCGAAAUAUCAUAUGACAAUGGAGUGAGGUUGACUCCCGAGUCUGUCACUGGCAACAGCCUUUUUGUCAAAGAGACGGAAUCAACGCCCUUGUCUGAACUGAUCUUAUCUAGUCCUCUCUCACAAAGAACUCAAUUAACAGUCACAAACUCCCUGAAGAACUCAGAAAUUGGCUCAUCAGUCCGAAAAUCACUAACUAUAGCACACGAUGCAGAUAAGAAGUAUUUUGGAGGAGUGAAGUAUGAUAUCUGGUGUCCUGAGGAUUAUGAAAUCAUACUUCUCAUGGAUAAUAGAGAAGUCAGAUCACAAACAGAAAGAGACUAUUUUCACACACGAAUAGUUGCAAAUGGCGUUAAUUGUGAUACUCGUAGCUUGUCUGUUGGUGAUGUUCUCUGGAUAGCUCGGCACAAAACAACAGGCUUAGAAGUUGUACUCAACUAUGUCUGCGAGAGAAAAAGAUUGGAUGACUUGGCAAUGUCUAUUAGAGAUGGCAGAUUUACCGAGCAAAAGUCUCGUCUAAAAAACUCUGGUUUGAAAAAUAUCUACUACCUAGUGGAAGAAGGAGGAUUAGGAGAUCUUCAACGUAUUGCCGGCAUGAAGCAGGCUAUUGAAACAUCAAUUUCGAUGGUCAUUACCAAUUCCAAAUUCCAUUUGAAUCGAUUCAAACGCACAGAUGAUACCAUUGAGUGGCUUCAAUGUAUGACAUCAAUAUUGAAGACACGGUAUCAGGGUUUGAGAUUAAUAGUUCUCAAGCCUGAUUGUGUGAAUACAAGAGACGACUACAUUUCGAUGCUUCAGAGGUUUCGGGCCAAAUUCGAAGACAGGCCCUCUUACGAAUGUGUGCAUAAGUUUUCAUUGUAUCAAGCCACGAUGACAAAGACAACCAUGAUGACGGUAAAAGAAAUAUUCAUUCUUAUGCUUCUACUGAUAAGGGGGAUGUCAUUGGAAAAGGCCAUCGUUUUACAAAACCAUUUCAAGGUACCACGGAACCUUAUAGAAUAUUUCCUUGAAUUUGGAGCUGGAAAAACGGAGGUUGAGAAAGGGGUUCUCAUAUUCGAUUUGUUCAAAGAUGAGAUUGGGAGCAAGAAAUUCACAAAGCCUCUUCUGAUCGCUGUUUAUGAUACAUGGGGGCGAGAGUGA